Charadrius vociferus (killdeer) is the source of this 893-nucleotide messenger RNA. RefSeq names its product RAS (RAD and GEM)-like GTP-binding 1 (gene REM1). Gene Ontology annotation, biological process: negative regulation of high voltage-gated calcium channel activity. The record is from RefSeq and is a predicted model, not a curated record. Gene Ontology annotation, molecular function: GTPase activity; GTP binding; calcium channel regulator activity. The transcript has 4 exons. The coding region runs from base 12 to 893 and encodes 293 amino acids. Gene Ontology annotation, cellular component: plasma membrane. Lineage: Eukaryota; Metazoa; Chordata; Aves; Charadriiformes; Charadriidae.
CGGUGCCGCAGAUGACCCUGAACACGCAGCGUGGGAGCAAGAGCCCGCUGCGGAGGAGGGCCAGCACCCCUCUCCCGCGGCCGGGGGUACCGGGUGCCACGUCCCAGGCCGAGCCCUGCCACCCCCAGCUCGGUCACUCCACGUCCGAACCGGGUGGCAGGGCAGCAGCACCCCGGGGAAGGUGGUCCUCUGAGUCCUCAGGCUCCUCCAGCUCCUGGGAUCCCCUGUACCGCGUGGUGCUGCUGGGUGACCCCGGUGUGGGCAAGACCAGCCUGGCCAACCUCUUCGCUGGCGUCCAGGAGCGGGACCUGCUGGAGCAGCACGGAGAGGCUGCGUACGAGCGCACGCUGUCUGUGGAUGGUGAGGAGACCACGCUGCUGGUGAUGGACACCUGGGAGCCGGAGCAGCGGGGUGAGGACAGCAGGCACCGCAGCCAGUGCCUGAAGGUGGGGAACGCCUAUGUCAUCGUCUACUCCGUCACUGACCGGGGCAGCUUUGAGAGUGCCUCGGAGCUGCGCAUCCAGCUGCGCCGCGUGCGGCAGGCCGAGGACAUCCCCAUCAUCCUGGUGGGGAACAAAACUGACCUGGUGCGGUGCCGCGAGGUCUCCGUUGAAGAGGGCCGUGCCUGCGCCGUGGUGUUUGACUGUAAGUUCAUUGAGACGUCGGCGGCUCUGCAGCACAACGUGGCCGAGCUCUUCGAGGGAGUGGUGCGGCAGAUCCGCCUGCGCCGUGGGGGCAAAGAGGCUCGCAUGCACCCCAAUCCCAGCCAGAAGCGCAAGGAGAGCCUCACCAAGAGAGCCCGGCGCUUCCUCGACAGGCUGGUGGCCAGGAACACCUGCAAAGUGGCCCUCAAAGUCCGUUCCAAGUCCUGCCAUGAUCUGUCCGUGCUCUGA